AUGGUGCGGUGUAUGCGCAGCUCUCUGCACACUGGCUGUUUGCUGCAGCUGAGCUGCACGUACACCCCAACUCAACUGCCUGUGACGCCUAGGCUAGCUGGGGAUAUGGCGGAGUUGUCAGAGACGUGGCAGCCCCGCCAGCUGCUGCAAUCAUUUUGCAGCCAAGCGGCUGGCGUAACGGUGCUGCGGCUGACCCGUCCUGUAGCAGCAGCAGCAGCAGCAGCAGAGGGAUCAGCAGCAGCAGCAGCAGCAACAGCAGCAGCAGGGCAGCAGCUGGAUGUGCUGUUGUCGCUCUAUAGCGAUUCGCUUUGCUGCGCGUUGCUUCCAGCCUCCGCCCGUGCAGCAGCAGCAGCAGAUGCUGCAGCAGCAGCAGCAGCAGCAGCAGCAGCAACAGCGGCAGGGACAUCACCGGGGGCAGCAGCAGCAGCAGCAGCAGAUGCAGCAGAAGGCCCCCUUCCCUCCUACCUGGAGACUCAGUUUUGGGGGCCUUUGCAGCUGAGUGAUGCUGCUGUAGAAGAUGCUGUUUCUGCGUUUGCUGCCUGCACAUUGACGCAAGAGAGCAGCAGCAGCAGCAGCAGCAGCAGCAGCUCCUGCAGCGUAGGGCUUGUUCUCUCCUGUGGGGCGUCUGGCCUCAUGCGGCUGAUGCUGCUGACCCUGAAGCCAGAACUGCAGCACGAACAGCAGCAGCAGCAGCAGCAGCAGCAGCAGGACCCUGCCUUGUUCAUUGCAUCACAGAGGCUCAGCAGCAGCAGCAGCAGCAGCAGCAGCGAGAGCCCCCUCCAGCCGUGGGCGCAGUUGCAGCAACUGCAGAAGUGGAAGGGGACUUCAAGCGUCGCUCGUAUUGCAUGCAUUUCCGAGCCUCUCCCGAUCUUUCGCUCAGCAGCAGCAGCAGAAGCAGCAGCAGCAGCAGCAGCAGCAGGAGCAGCAACAGAAGCAGCAGCAGCAACAGAAACAAUACGACUUGCUGCUGUUGGCUGUGUGGGAGGCGAAGUCGAGGUGCUGCUGCUGCAGCAAACAGCAGCAACUCCGUGCUGCUCCCUGAAGCAUGCUGCUGCGGUUACUGCCCUCAAGUUUCACCCGUCUCGCGCGCUGUUGGCUGUCGGUACUGCUGACGGUUUGCUGCGGGUCUAUAACCUCUCCUUUGUAGCAGCAGCAGCAACAGCAGCAGCAGCAGCAGGAGCAAGAGCAGCAGCAGCACCAGAGCAUGUCCCCUUCCUAACUCUCACAGACCAUGUAAGCAGCAUCACCGCCCUUUGCUUCGUUCCUGCUGCUGCUGCUGCUGCAGCGCAGCAGCAGCAGCAGCACAAGACAGAGCCUGGCUCACGGAAGAGUGCAGCAGCAGCAGCAGCAGCAGCAGCAACGCAGUUUGGAGACUGUCUCGCUUCUGCUGCUGCUGACUCUCUCAUUAAUGUCUGGUCCUUGAAGCCGUUGCCCCACACUGCAGGGCUACCCGUGCUGCAGCAGCAGCAGCAGCAGCAGGAUUUGCCGGAAGUGCUGCAGCACAUUAGGAAGAGUGCCUUGCAGCUACAGAAGCGCCUCCAGCAGCAGCAGCAGCAGGAGCAGCAGCAGCAGCAGCAGCGGAAGCAACGAGGUUUGCUGCUCUUGCAAAUGCCUACACUUGAGAUAAUAACUUCCUUAGCUGCAGAUACUGCAGCAGCAGCAGCAGCAACAGCAGCACCGCUGCUGCUCUCAGGAGGGGCUGAGGGAGUUGUGAAGAUUUGGGACCUCUCAAAGAAAACUGUCGUUCAGGUGAUGAGGACGCCUGCUACAGCACCUGCAGCCUCAGCAAAGACUGGGAACGAAGACGAUCCCGGUGCCUUUAUCCGCACGCUGCUGCUGCUGCCAGCAAACAGCAGCAGCAGCAGCAGCAGCAGCAGGUACGCGCUGCUGAUUGCACAGGACUCAGGUGUAAUAAGCGUGGUGUCUCCUUUGCCUGAUUUGGGGUCUCUGCUGUCUCCUGAAGCAGCAGCAGCAGCAAAAGGAGCAGCAGCAAAAGGAGCAGCAGCAAAAGGAGCAGCAGCAAAAGCAGCAGCAGCAGGGAAGCAGCAGCAGCAAGGAGACAGCUGCCAAGCUUCCUGUCUCCUUGGGCGUUUAGAGGGCCUCUUCGCCUGCAGAUUUAUACCUGAGCCUCCGGAGGCUUGCUGCUGCUCUCUCUGCUGCUGCAGCAAACGGAGACGCAAAGGAUACACCUCAAAGUAUCCUUCCCGGUUGAUGGUUUUAAACGGAGAUAACUGCGCUUGGGUCAUUGACUUACUUUCUGGGAGCCUUGCUGCUUCUCCUCUCUGCAGCAGCAGCAGCAGCAGCACAUUGCUGCGCUUUGCUGCUCCUGCUGCUGCUGCUGCAGAUGCGCUGCAGCAGCAGGCAGCGGUGUCCUGCGUCGAUAUAUCCAGGAAAGGAGAGCGCAGCGGCAGUCUUCGUUUGCUUCACUCAACUGGGCGUCUUCUUGCUGCAGCUGAAGCUGCUCAUGAAGGAUGCGUUACUGCUGUGGCCUUCCAAAGGAAACAAUGGUCGAAGGCGAGCCCGCUGCUGCGGCACCAGCAGCAGGAGCAGCAGCAGCAGCAGCAGCAGGAGCAGCAGCAGUGUCUCUGCGACUGUCGGGGCAUCUCCCCGAAUUCUCCUCAUACACUAACGUUUGCUGCUGCUGAUGAAAAGAAUGUUUUAAGACUGUGGAGAGUAGAUAUACCCGACAGCUUCUUUGCUGCUGCACCGCAGCAGCAAAGGCAGCAGCAGCAGCAAGACUCAGGAAGCACUGCGCAGAUGAGCGCAUAUUCAUCCCCUGGCAUUGUGUGA
Molecule: messenger RNA, 2790 nt
Organism: Eimeria acervulina
Lineage: Eukaryota; Apicomplexa; Conoidasida; Eucoccidiorida; Eimeriidae
Product: WD-40 repeat protein, putative
Exons: 9
Coding region: 1-2790 (929 amino acids)
Molecular function (GO): protein binding
Source: RefSeq, a predicted model, not a curated record